Neohortaea acidophila is the source of this 580-nucleotide messenger RNA. RefSeq lists its product as uncharacterized. Bases 1 to 510 code for a protein of 169 amino acids. NCBI's taxonomy places the organism in Eukaryota, Fungi, Ascomycota, Dothideomycetes, Mycosphaerellales, Teratosphaeriaceae. The record is from RefSeq and is a predicted model, not a curated record. The transcript is spliced from 2 exons.
AUGGCCCAAAACGAACAUACUUUGAUAGUCCAAUGCUUUCGUGGAGUUAGUACGCGGGAAACGGGCGGCAAAGUCCUUUUACGUCUGUUGGCCGCCAUCUCGCGCGUGUCUUCGUCGCCUCUGCACGACGCCCCAGCCCUUGAAGCCCGGCGCGACGACCUGAAAAUCUCCUUCUUCUUCUCCAACAACUGCAGCCAGGAGGUAGGGCUGGACAACCAAGGCCACGCCGUCGCCGAAAUCACGUACUACGGCAACCAGGACAACUACAUGAAGUGCCACGUUCUGCCGUCGGGCUUGGGCUCGUUUCAAGUUACGGGCACUGCGACGACGGGGUGCGGCCUCAAUCCGCCCAACGGCAAAGGCGCGUACGAUUACUGGCUCAUCACGGACCGAGAUAAUUGUGGGACCGAGUACGGAGUCGGGAACUUUUGUUCGCCUACUGACUGUGCGGAAUGUAAGGGGGAAUGCGGCGCGGUCGAAUACACGCUGAUGACCACGGGAGCGACCUAGUGAGACGGGGGCAAAGAGGAGAAACGAUCUGGUGAGACUCCAGACGCGCUUGAGGGGGUUAUCGUGGUGU